Molecule: messenger RNA, 4070 nt
Organism: Musca domestica (house fly)
Lineage: Eukaryota; Metazoa; Arthropoda; Insecta; Diptera; Muscidae
Gene: dbo
Product: kelch-like protein diablo
Exons: 7
Coding region: 310-2124 (604 amino acids)
Molecular function (GO): protein binding
Source: RefSeq, a predicted model, not a curated record
AUUCCACCUUAGUUCCAUGUAGAUAUUUACAUUCCCUAUGAGUUUGAGUUUAUUCCAACAAUUUGGUGCUGAAAAUUUUUGGGAAAAUUGGAAACAAUUUGAACAAAAAAAGAGUUUUUCUUUUGCUUAACAUCUCGGCGACGUGCGUGUGCGUGAAUUACUGCAACUAUUCCUGCAAAAACUAAACGAUUUUGGCUUUGUGGCUUGUGGUGUUGUGAAUUUGGUUUUGUGGCCCAGAAAGACGCAAAGGUAAAGAUAGACGCGGUGUGGGGUUGGGCAUCUGCCCCGCUGCGCUUAGCAGCGAACCGAAUGGGUGACCCGUUGCUGCCGGGUGCAAAUGGCGGUGCGGGCGCUACAGCUGGCGCUGGGGGCGUGGAUCGCCCCCAAUCACCGGCUCGUAUGGCCCACACCUCCGACAAACACCCCAAAGUGACCCUAUCCGAAUUGAAUAUGUUAAGGCGCCAUCGUGAGCUGUGCGAUGUUGUGCUCAAUGUUGGUGGCCGGAAAAUAUUUGCCCAUCGUGUCAUACUCUCGGCAUGUUCGCCAUAUUUCCGAGCCAUGUUCACCGGCGAAUUGGAAGAGUCGCGACAAACUGAAGUCACAAUACGUGACAUCGAUGAAAACGCCAUGGAACUAUUGAUUGAUUUUUGCUACACCGCCCAUAUCGUUGUGGAAGAGUCCAACGUCCAGACAUUGCUGCCGGCAGCCUGUUUGCUACAGCUCGUCGAAAUCCAGGAUAUAUGCUGUGAGUUUCUUAAACGACAAUUGGAUCCCACCAAUUGUUUGGGUAUUCGGGCCUUUGCCGAUACCCAUUCGUGCCGUGAACUCUUGCGCAUUGCCGAUAAGUUUACCCAACACAAUUUCCAAGAGGUCAUGGAGAGCGAAGAAUUCCUAUUGCUGCCCGUGGGCCAAUUGGUCGACAUUAUAUGCAGCGAUGAAUUGAAUGUGCGUUCCGAGGAACAGGUUUUCAAUGCCGUAAUGUCUUGGCUUAAAUACAACAUUGCCGAUCGGAGACAACAUUUAGCUCAGGUUCUACAACAUGUCCGUCUUCCAUUAUUGUCUCCGAAAUUUUUGGUUGGCACCGUGGGUUCAGAUUUACUGGUACGUUCCGAUGAGGCCUGCCGUGAUCUGGUCGAUGAGGCCAAAAAUUAUCUCCUGCUUCCACAAGAACGUCCCCUCAUGCAGGGUCCGCGAACCCGUCCGCGCAAACCCACCCGACGUGGCGAGGUUCUGUUUGCCGUUGGUGGCUGGUGUUCGGGCGAUGCCAUUGCCUCGGUGGAACGUUUCGAUCCGCAGACAAACGACUGGAAAAUGGUGGCACCCAUGAGUAAGAGGCGCUGCGGUGUUGGUGUUGCCGUUCUCAAUGAUUUGCUCUAUGCUGUUGGUGGCCACGAUGGUCAAAGUUACUUGAACAGCAUUGAACGUUAUGAUCCUCAGACCAAUCAAUGGUCAUGUGAUGUUGCGCCCACCACAUCAUGCCGCACCAGUGUUGGUGUGGCGGUACUCGAUGGUUUCCUAUAUGCUGUGGGUGGCCAAGAUGGUGUCCAGUGCUUGAAUCAUGUAGAACGUUACGAUCCCAAAGAAAACAAAUGGUCAAAGGUUGCUCCCAUGACUACGCGCCGUUUGGGUGUGGCUGUUGCAGUAUUGGGUGGGUAUUUAUAUGCCAUUGGCGGCUCAGAUGGCCAGUGUCCUUUGAAUACUGUGGAACGUUAUGAUCCCAGGCAAAACAAAUGGGUUGCCGUUAGUCCAAUGUCCACACGUCGCAAACAUUUGGGCUGUGCCGUUUUCAAUAAUUACAUUUAUGCUGUGGGUGGUCGGGAUGAUUGCAUGGAAUUGUCAUCGGCUGAGCGUUAUAAUCCCCACACAAAUACUUGGAGUCCCAUAGUGGCCAUGACAUCACGUCGUAGUGGGGUCGGCUUAGCUGUGGUCAAUGGCCAACUGUAUGCUGUUGGCGGUUUUGAUGGUUCGGCAUAUUUGAAAACCAUUGAAGUUUAUGAUACAGAGACAAAUCAAUGGCGGCUGUGUGGCUGCAUGAAUUAUCGACGUUUAGGUGGCGGUGUUGGUGUUAUGAGGGCACCUCAAACUGAGAAUUAUAUGUGGAUACGCAAGGACUCGGUUGUAUGAUUGGGAAUGGAUGGUAAUGAUUCGAAAAAUAUUUAUAUUACCAAUUUAUAUAAAUGAAUGGUAAGCCAAACUAGCAAGAACAACAACAACAAACCGCAUUAACCCCAAAAGCCAGAAAACAAAAAAAAAUCAUUGAAAGCUAGACGAAACGAAAAACUUAAAGAAGAAGAAGAAUUUAUAAAAAUAUUUGUAAAAAUCAAAUCCUAAAAAGAUAUUUAAUAUUGUAUUGUGUGAGAAAAAAAAAUUGUUAGUCCAAAAAAAAAAAAAAACGAAACGAAAUUGAUUGAUAUUUGUAUUAAAAACUAUAACAAAAAAACUCUCUUCCUUCUUCUUCUCAAUGCACUGCACAAGUGGCAGCUAAAAAAAAAAUUGAAAUCUUAAACAGAAAAUAAAAGACCAUACCUUUGACAAACUUCCUCUCCCCGAUGAAACCCAUGCAAUUUGCAAAUAAACGAUUUAGCAUGUCCCGUAAAUUUGUUGGAUAUUCAAUUCAAACACAUUUACGGGACAUGCUCUAAAAAAUAACAACUAUUAUUAUUCCAUUUAAUGUUCAUAACAAAAUUAACAAAAGAGAUUAAAUGAAAUGAAAUAUGAACAAAAAAAAUGUUAAGUAUCUGAACUGCCUUUUCCUUAUGAAUCUAAAAAAAAGAAAAAAAACCAACAAAAAACAAAAAUAUUAUCAACAAGAUUAAGAUUAAAAAUUAUAAUUAUUUUAAUUAUCUAAGUUUCAUUCUCAUUAAGAAAAUAAGAAAAAAAUAUGUUAACAAAAAAUAACAAAUUAUUUAUAUUCAAGAACAUCAUGUAUUUUAUUAUUUUAAUUUUUAAAUUUAAAAUACACUUAUUUUUCCUUUCUUUUUUUUUGUAAGUGUUUACUACAGGCACUUUAAAUCAUAGAAAUCAAGAAACACUAAAAAAAUGAUAACAUAAAUCUAAAAUAUUUAAGUUCACUAUGUAAGGGAUAAUAAUUAUUUAAUUCAUUUACUUUAUUCUAUUGUUUUUAGCAACUAUAUCUAAUGUCAUCCACAGGUAACCUAAACGAAGUAAUAUAACAGCAAUAUCAUCAAUCCCCAAAAAAAACCUAUAAAAUCAAAUUGUUAACUAUAGUGGUGUUAUUGUGAAUUGUAAAAUAUCAUUUUGUUUUUUUUUUUUUUUUAAUUAUCGAAGAAAUUUUCAACAUUAAAUAUGUAUUUAACGAUCUCAAACGUAUGUGACAAAGAAUUUUCAAUCAAAAGCCAGGCAAAGACAAAUUCUAAAAUAUUGUCGGAAAUUGGACCAAGAAAAAAUUGCCAAAAAAUAUAGAUAUUUUUGCUUGGGAUUUAAGCCUUUUGUGGAUUUCAUUUGUUCGUAGACUACAUUUAUGUCCAGUGAUUUCUCCAUUGACAUAUCUUUCUUUAGCUGUGGCUUUGUUGGCCAAUUAAUUGAUAUAGCUAUUUUUCUAAAAAGUUAUAAUUUAAGAGAUUUCUUUGCUUUGCCUAAUUUGGAAUUGGAUGUAGAAUAUCUCCCCCAUUUGGAAUAUUUCCAAAAAAUAUCGUUUUGUGGGUCAUUUCGAACUGUAAUGAAAUUAACCAAAAAAAACGGCCUUGUUUUAUGACAAUGUAAAUUUGUUUACUGGUAUUUUCUAAAUAUGCCGAAUGUAUAGAGAAUUCUUUUCGUCGAAGACUUAUAGUGAAAUUUUAUAUAGAACAUUUCUUUCAUUGGGAAUAUUUCCCAAAAAUAUCGUUUUGUGGAUCCUUUCGAACUUUAAUGAAAUUAACCAAAAAACGGCCUUGUUUUAUGACAAGGUAAAUUGGUUUACUGGUAUUUUCUAAAUGUGCCGAAUGUAUAGAGAAUUCUUUUGGUCGAAGACUUCUAGUGAAAUUUGAUGUAGAACAUUUCCUCCAUUGGGAAUAUUUCCCAAAAAUAUCGUUUUGUGGGUCAUUUCGAACUUUAAUGAAAUUAACCUAAAA